This is a messenger RNA of Cetraspora pellucida, 468 nucleotides long. Lineage: Eukaryota; Fungi; Glomeromycota; Glomeromycetes; Diversisporales; Gigasporaceae. The record is from the annotation of a GenBank genome assembly.
AUGGCUUCUUCUAGUCAAAGUAUAGAAAGUCUCAACAAUUAUGUAAAAAGAUGUUCUCAUUGUGACAAGUCCAAAAUUAUUGAUAAUUUUAUUUGGCAAAACAAAGAACAUCUAAAGGAAUUUUCUCAUUAUAAUAUCUGUACAACUAAAAAAAAAAGAAAAUCAGUAAAUAUUGAGAGUGAAGAAACCACGUAUUCAGAAAGUAUAAACCUAGUAAAUAUUCUUGAUAAUGAUAAUAUAGAAGAAAUAAUUGCUUAUGAUAAUAAUGUUUUAUAUGAUUUAGUAAAUUUAGAAAGUGUAAUUGUAAGUUGUUUUAUAGACAUUGAAGAAGUACAUUUUUUAAAAACUUUUAGAUUAGAAGAUGAAUUAGUUAAUGAUAUAUUAAGUAAUGAUGAUGAAGAAAAUAAAUAUCUCAAUAUAGUCUUACCUUUUCUUUUAUUAAUUAAAAUAGGAUCUUAUUUUUACUAA